Molecule: messenger RNA, 692 nt
Organism: Myotis davidii
Lineage: Eukaryota; Metazoa; Chordata; Mammalia; Chiroptera; Vespertilionidae
Gene: CENPH
Product: centromere protein H
Exons: 9
Coding region: 53-619 (188 amino acids)
Biological process (GO): mitotic spindle organization; kinetochore assembly; chromosome segregation
Cellular component (GO): nucleus; kinetochore
Molecular function (GO): kinetochore binding
Source: RefSeq, a predicted model, not a curated record
GCUGCUCAGGCUGAGGGCACAGACAAAACAACAACUCUUGGAAUAUAAAUCAAUGGUUGAUGCAAAUGAAGAAAAAACUCCAGAAGAAAUCAUUCCAGAAAAGCAAAUUGAAACUAAAAUUGAAGACCUGGAAAAUGAAAUUGAAGAGGUGAAAAUUGCUUUUGAAAUGAAAAAGCUUGCAUUGGACAGGAUGCAACUUUCAAGGGCACUUAGAAAAAACCUGGAGGAGAGUAACAUUCAGACUAGUGAGCUCAUGGACAACAUGAAACACAUAUUAAAGCUAAAUAAAAUAAUAAUGAAAUUACAGCAGGAAUCUUGGGAUUUGGAGGAAAAACUGCUCAAUGUUAAAAAGAAGAGAUUUGAAUUAAAACGAGCUUCAGAAAGUAAAUUUUUAGAAAUACAGACUGAAAAGAACAAAGAGAAAGAUGCUUUGACCAGUAUGGAAAAUUCAGACAAGAUAAAGACCUUGCAACAAAAGCUACAGAAGGAGAUACAAAUUACUACAGUUAUUCAACAUGUCUUCCAGAACCUCAUUUUGGGGAGUAAAGUCAAUUGGGCAGAGGAUUCUGCCUUUAAGGAAACUGUUCUGCAGCUUGAGAAGAAUCUCACCAUGAUCUGAUAAGAAUUCUGUUUUGGCAUACUUGUUUCUGUCUUUGAUGUCAUUUAAAUAGUAAAUUUCAGGUGAAAUGUGU